AUGGCUGCCGGAGGAGCGGGAUGCGGGGACACGGUGGAGCAGUGCCGGGCCGAGGUGGAGCGCCUCACCCGGGAGCUGGCGGAGGCCAACCGCGAGAAGAUCCGGGCGGCGGAGUGCGGGCUGGUGGUCCUGGAGGAGAACCAGAGCCUGAAGCAGCAGUACGCAGAGCUGGAGGCCGAGCAGGAGGCACUGAGGCUGGAGCUGGAGCAGCUGCAGGAGGCCUUUGGCCAGGCCUAUUCCACCCAACGUAAGGUAGCAGCGGAUGGAGAGACCAACGAGGAGACGCUGCUGCAGGAGUCUGCCAACAAGGAGGCCUACUACAUGGGCCGCCUCCUGGAGCUCCAGUCUGAGCUGAAGCACAGUCGAGUCACCGCCUGCAACGCCCAGGCCGACAGCGAGCACCUGAGCACCGUGCUGCAGGAGCUCAGGGAGAGUAACGAGAUGUUGGAGCUGCAGCGGAGUCGGAUGCGGGAAGAGAUCAGAGAGUACAAGUUUCGGGAGUCACGGCUACUCCAGGAUUACUCCGAGCUGGAGGAGGAGAACAUCUCUCUGCAGAAACUGGUGUCAACGCUCAGACAGAAUCAGGUGGAGUACGAAGGUCUGAAGCAUGAGAUUAAGGUCCUGGAGGAGGAGACAGAGCACCUCAACAGCCAGUUACAGGACGCGCUGCGUUUGAAGGACAUCUCAGACGCCCAGCUGGAGGAGGCUCUGGAGUCUCUGAAGACUGAGCGCGAGCAGAAGAACCACCUGCGCAGAGAGCUGGUCCACCACCUCAGCAUGUGUGACGUGGCCUACACUGGCAGCGCACACCUAAUGUUCAGCUCUGCUCCACCGAGCGGCACCGCCACCCCGACUACUCUGCUCUCCCCAACAACAGAAGACCCAACAAGGUGCAACGGCCACCUCCAGGGCGGGGCAGGGACGGCUGCAGGGUCGGUGUCCAGGGCGAACGGAGAGUGCCGAGGGCCGAGCCGGAAAGCUGAGGGGGCAGCAUCAUCAGAUCUGUUUAGUGAGAUGAACCUGACCGAGAUUCAGAAGCUGAAGCAGCAGCUGAUGACGGUUGAACAUGAGAAGGUAGCAUUGAUGACCAGCCUGCAGGAGUCCAAGACUCAACUCCAGCACACACAGGGGGCCCUGACUGAGCAGCAUGAGAAGGCCCUGCGCCUUGGCAAGAAGGUCACUGCCCUCCGCCGCCUGCAUCGAAAGGUCAGCCAUGAGGCCCAUGGCAGUGCUACCUCGCAGCUCAACUCUGAAACCCUGAUGGAGCUGGACAGAGACGAGGAGGAGACUGAAGAGGAAGGAGAAACUGACGAGGAAAAGAAUGAGGAACGGAACAGAAGUCGAGUAUUUUCAUACCAAACUCCAGGUCUGGAGAUCCUGCAGUGCAAAUACCGUGUGGCUGUAACAGAGGUGGUGGAGCUCAAGGCAGAGUUGAAAGCCCUCAGAGAAAGGCUGGCUCACAGUGGGGAGGGAGCAUCAGAGGAGAAACCAAGGCGAAACAGUCAGUUCCAGAGGCUGGAGAGACACGUCGCCUCUUUGGAGAAGAGCUGCCGGGAGGGUCGGGAGAAGAUUUCUGCCCUGGAGUUGGAGUUGCAGACGGCUCAGCUAGCAGCCAGUGAGAGCCAGGGGGCGCUGAACGCAGCUCAGGACGAGCUGGUGACCCUGAGCGAGGAGCUUGCCCAGCUCUACCACCACGUCUGCCUGUGCAACAACGAGACGCCCAACCGUGUCAUGCUGGACUACUACAGACAAGGCAGGGGGCUCAGGGGCCUCAGCGCCAGUCUCAAAGCCAUGUCCUCGGACAACAGCAAAGUUCUCCUCACACCACGCCUAGCCAGGCGGCUGGCCGCUGUCUCUUCAACAACCUCAACUCCAGGGGAAUCACGGAGCCCGUCUGAGUCUCCAUCCAAAGAGCCCCUUUCUGGAGAGGCAGUAAGAGAGGAGAAGGAGGCAGACAGGGAGGGCCUUCAGGUGCCGUCUGAGCCAAGCCUGCCGCCCUGCACACCUCCUACCCGUUCACCCAGCAUCAGUGCCUCUUCAUCGUCCUCCUCCUCCUCAUCGCCUGCCCUGGAGCCUGCUGGUGAGCUGCGCAGGGAGCCCAUGAACAUCUACAACCUCAACGCCAUCAUCAGAGACCAGGUGAAGCACCUGCAGCGGGCAGUGGACAGGUCCCUGCAGCUGUCCAGACAGAGAGCUGCAGCCAGGGAACUGGCCCCACUGCUGGACAAGGACAAAGAGGGCUGCAUGGAGGAGAUCCUGAAGCUCAAGUCUUUACUCAGCACUAAGAGAGAGCAGAUAGCCACCCUCAGACUGGUGCUUAAGGCCAACAAACAGACGGCGGAGGUGGCUCUGGCCAAUCUGAAGAGUAAGUAUGAGGCAGAGAAAUCCAUGGUGACCGAAACCAUUAUGAAGCUGAGGAAUGAGCUGAAGGCCCUGAAGGAGGACGCUGCCACCUUCUCCUCUCUGCGAGCAAUGUUUGCCACCAGGUGUGACGAGUACGUGACCCAACUGGAUGAGAUGCAGAGGCAGCUGGCUGCAGCCGAGGAUGAGAAGAAGACUCUGAACUCGCUCCUGCGGAUGGCCAUCCAGCAGAAACUCGCCCUCACCCAGCGCCUGGAGGAUCUGGCCUUUGAUCAGGAGCAGUCCCAUCGUACCCGGGGGGGCAGGCUGACCCGCGGGAAGACCAGCACCCCCAAAGUAAGUCACCCGGCCUCGGCCUCGGCUUCGACAUCCAACCAAGCUCAAAGCUCCACUUCAGCUUUGGCCCCUGGCAGCCUCCCUUCUACCCUCACUAGUCCUACGUCGUUCCUCCUCGAUGACCCCUCUGCCCCUCUUUCUCCUUCUGUGGUCAGUGCGGCCGCUGCAGCUCUGGCCUCAGCCCUCACCUCCCCCACAUCGCACAUACCUGUCCGCAGUCCGUCGUCGCCAUCGGUCGCCUCACUGUCUGGCCUUUCGGUGCCAGAGAGCCCCCCUUCUCUGGAGGCCCCCUCUUCUCCCUCGACGCAGACCCACUCACAAUCAACCCCUCUGAGGCUGGCCAGCUCCCAGUGGACUCUGGGGGUUCGGACGUUUGUGGUUGACUCCCACAGUUUCAGUGUCAACCUCUCCCCUGCUCCGUCCCGUAGCUCAGACCUCCCCAGGCACUACACCUCAGACACUCACCCCUCCCCCCCGUCCACCGCCGCAAGGCUGGCUCCCCCAGGAUCAGCCCCCUCGUCCCCCUAUCGCUCUCCUGUUCUGGGGCUCAGGCGCUCCACGUGGAGCCCCUCUGCCCGAACUCGGCCCCUGUCCAGCAUGACACGCUCUUCUGUCCUUUACACUCCUUCCUCAUCCUCCCCUUACUCCUCCUCUUACUCGCCCUCUUCCUCCCACAGCUACUCCUCUGCCUACCACAGCUCCCCUUCUGCUUUUACCCCAUCUAGCUCCUACCUCACCUCUGGCUCCUCAUCCUCCUACAGCCACUCCUCCCACUACACACCCCUCUACCCCAGAUACUACAGCUCCUACCGGCCCCGGGAAUGA
Messenger RNA from Stegastes partitus (bicolor damselfish), 3522 nucleotides. Its product is annotated as protein bicaudal D homolog 1-like. Bases 1 to 3522 code for a protein of 1173 amino acids. The record is from RefSeq and is a predicted model, not a curated record. Lineage: Eukaryota; Metazoa; Chordata; Actinopteri; Pomacentridae. Gene Ontology annotation, biological process: positive regulation of receptor-mediated endocytosis; regulation of microtubule cytoskeleton organization; microtubule anchoring at microtubule organizing center. The transcript has 11 exons. Gene Ontology annotation, cellular component: Golgi apparatus; cytosol. Gene Ontology annotation, molecular function: dynactin binding; dynein intermediate chain binding; dynein complex binding.